Cydia amplana is the source of this 2450-nucleotide messenger RNA. RefSeq lists its product as uncharacterized. Gene Ontology annotation, molecular function: DNA-binding transcription factor activity, RNA polymerase II-specific; RNA polymerase II cis-regulatory region sequence-specific DNA binding. NCBI's taxonomy places the organism in Eukaryota, Metazoa, Arthropoda, Insecta, Lepidoptera, Tortricidae. Gene Ontology annotation, biological process: regulation of transcription by RNA polymerase II. The coding region runs from base 30 to 2450 and encodes 806 amino acids. The record is from RefSeq and is a predicted model, not a curated record. The transcript is spliced from 6 exons. Gene Ontology annotation, cellular component: PcG protein complex; chromatin; transcription regulator complex.
GGAAACACAACACUACUUUCGAAACAAACAUGGCCGCAUGGCCCGGUGACAGUAUCGCAUUCGAUAACCGCGCUCAAAACAAUAAAUUAACAAGUUUCCUAAACGCUGAAUUUAAUUUAAAUGUCGAUAAUGGUAGCUACGCGUGUAAAGUGUCAGAGUUUAAAUAUGAUAAAGUGAUUCAAAGCGAAGUGACAUCGGAAAGCGCAAUAGUUCCCAAGGACGGGAAUUCGGAGAAAUAUGAAAGAUUGUUACCCCAAAAUGAGACUGAGAAAAAAAUCGAAAUGGACCCGGAUAAAAAGAGGAAAUCAGAUGACGCUCGAUACAAGUGUGAAUACGACGGCUGCGAGCGGACUUACAGCACCGUCGGAAAUCUGCGCACUCACAUGAAAACGCACAAAGGUGAAUACAGAUUCAAAUGUUCCAUGUCGUCGUGCAACAAGGCGUUCCUCACGUCGUACAGUUUGAAGAUUCACGUCCGGGCACACACGAAAGCAAAGCCGUUCGCGUGCACUAUCAGCGGCUGCAGGAAGGCAUUUAAUACUUUAUACAGAUUGCGAGCUCACCAACGGCUGCACAGUGGCGACACGUUCAACUGUCAGGCGGAUGGAUGUACUAAGUUCUUCACGACACACAGCGAUUUGAAGAAACACAUACGAACGCACACGCAGGAGCGGCCUUACAAAUGUGUGCGAGAAGGUUGCGGCAAGUCGUUCACCGCCUCGCACCACCUCAAGGCGCACGCGCGCACGCACGCGCGCCACCAGCACCAGCACGCGCACGCGCAUGCCAUGCCGCGACCAACGAGGCCGUUUCUAGAAUUCCCCGCCAAACCGCAACCGAGGGACGGCAUGAACUGGGAGGGCCUGCUCGAAUCCUUCGGCCGAAUCACCACGGAGUCCAACUCCACAGACGGAAGCCUCGAAGAUAUCAACACAGUCGACCCUCUCCCGACGACGACUGUAGACAUAACUGACUUACUAUUCGACAACGCCAACCCUAACACUUUAGACUACGACCUUAACUUACAAUUUGACAAGAAAAAGGAAAACUCCUGGACUAAUAAUCUACAACCUCCGCUUGUUGAAGGCAAGAGAAAAGCUAUGCAACUGGCUUUAGCGAAUGAAAUCGAAGUUCAAGCCCCAUGGGUCGAUGUGAGCGCUUUAGCGGCAUCCAUUUCAGAAACCCCGGUUAGCAUUAAAGAAAAAACUCCUGAGAGCAUUUUCACUAUGGCGACUUUUGUACCGACUCAUAUGCAAAGCUAUAUGGACUUAAAUCCUGAAACUGCUAAUGUAAUAACUCAAAGCGCCUUUGAUUUGGCUUCUCCAAACAUUUUAGACGUAGCUGACAAAGUAUUUAAUGAUAGCGAGCUGGUUUCGAAUCUAUCUUCAACUAAAAUUGAAGAUGACAUUGAAAACUUCCUAAAAGAUGACAGAUCUUUAAAUACUCCACCACCUUGCAGAGUUCAUCACAAUAUCGAAAUAAAUCCGGCCAAUUCAGUACUCUUCAAUUCUGAUUUAGAUCUAGAAGACACAUUGCUAUUCGACAAUGAACCUAUAUCAGACAUGUAUGUGGUAAGAACUGAGAAUAUAUUUGGGAAAGAAAUAGCAAAGAGAAAUGCAUUGGCACAAUUAGCAGCAGACGCUGGAAUUUGCAAUUGCAUGACAUGCGAAUGUGAUCCUACACUAGGAGAAUGUAGGGGUGAUUGUCAAAGCAAAGAACCGAUACAACCAGAGAAACGUAAAUGCCCUGUGGAUACUUGUGAUUGCGCCGAAGAUUGCCAAUGCGACCAUCAAGCUAUGAAAUGUGCUGUAGGUUGUGGUAAAGCUACCGACACAAACCAUAAUACCUUCUUGGACUACCAUCGGAGACAUAAGUUGACAAGUUUGGAAGAACUAGGAGUAUACACCGUUCACGACGAAGAUCUACCAACUGAAACAUUAGUUGAGCAAUUAUCUUGUUCUUGUGAGAAAUCUACAUCCUCUAAUAAGAAAUUAGAAGGCUUUUCAGAAAGUAGCAAUUGGGAAACUGGUUGUCAGGGUGUUCAAACUGAAGGCAAGAAAGAAUCUGUGUGCCAGGGCAAGAAAGAAUCCACUUGUAAGAAGGAAACCGCUUGCCAGAGCAAAAAGGAGUCUUCUUGCAUGAGUAAAAAAGAAUCUUGCCAGGGCAAAACAGACUCUUGUGAGAGUAAAAGUGGGUCCACUUGCAAAGGCAAGAAAGAAUCUACUUUCCAAGGUAAGAAAGAGCUUUGUGAGGGUAGGCAAGAGUCUACUUGCAAAAGUAAAAGCAACAGCAACCAAUGUUCAGGUAAUGGAGGUUGUUCAGAUAGUACAAAAGAUAAGUGUUGUGUUACGAUUUGCAUUAAGAAGUUGGAAGCAUUCAAGCAGUUUUUGUCAGACCAUGAACUACUGGGUGCCUUGAAAGCGCACAAUUUGGAUUUCACUUCGAUGUGA